Messenger RNA from Humulus lupulus (European hop), 1238 nucleotides. RefSeq names its product bidirectional sugar transporter SWEET2. Gene Ontology annotation, biological process: carbohydrate transport. NCBI's taxonomy places the organism in Eukaryota, Viridiplantae, Streptophyta, Magnoliopsida, Rosales, Cannabaceae. Gene Ontology annotation, molecular function: sugar transmembrane transporter activity. Gene Ontology annotation, cellular component: membrane. The record is from RefSeq and is a predicted model, not a curated record. The transcript is spliced from 6 exons. The coding region runs from base 157 to 864 and encodes 235 amino acids.
AAAUUAAAAUUUAAAAGUAAACUUGUUGCGGAGCUGUCUAAAACCAACAAAAAAAAAACACCCGCUAAUCUCUAGUCUUUGUCUUCCUAUACUUUCUGGUCUCUAGUUCUUCCUCUUUUUUUCUUUCUGGGUUUCCUGCUCUUGAAGAUCUUCUUGAUGAUUCUUUCGGUUGCCUAUUCCGUCUUUACAAUUUGCAAGGAUGCAGCUGGAGUCGCCGGGAAUAUCUUUGCUUUUGGGCUGUUUGUGUCACCUUUGCACACGUUUAGGCGAAUUGUCAGAAACAGUUCAACCGAGCAGUUCUCAGGGUUACCAUACAUUUAUACCCUAUUGAACUGCUUGAUCUGCAUGUGGUACGGAACACCAAUCGUAUCUCCAGACAAUUUAUUGGUUUUGACUGUUAAUUCAGUUGGUGCAGUUUUCCAACUAUUCUACAUAAUCCUCUUCAUAAUAUAUGGCGAUAAGCCAACAAAGGUGAAGAUGCUUAGUUUGCUACUGGCAGUUCUUGCCUUAUUUGCAGCAAUAGUAUCCGGGAGUUUGCAGAUUGCUGAUCCUUGGAUGCGGCGCAUGGCUGUUGGAUUGUUGAGUUGCGCCUCUCUCAUAUCAAUGUUUGCUUCUCCAUUGUUUAUAAUUAAUUUGGUGAUCCGGACAAAGAGUGUCGAGUACAUGCCAUUUUUUCUCUCCCUUUCCACCUUCCUAAUGAGCACCUCUUUCUUACUAUAUGGAGUCUUAAAUUAUGAUGCCUUCAUUUACGUUCCAAAUGGGAUAGGAACCAUUUUGGGGAUAGUACAAUUGUCGUUGUACUCUUACUACAGUAAAUCGUCCGGAGAAGACUCCACAGAACCACUGAUAGUUUCAUAUGCAUAAAAUCCAUCUUCCAACAAGGUCUUACCUAUACAUAUUUUCAAGUGAAAUUUGCACUUGUUUUGAUCGUAUGUCUGGACAGAAAUUCUGUAGUUUUUAGGCUUGGCUAUACAUCAAGAUUCAAGGCCAUGUAGUCUGCAUAUUUUCUUUGUGUGUACUAAAUAGAUUCAUUAAGUGAAUAUUGAAUAAGUGAUUGCUAUGCUUCUGCUCCAAGAACAUUUUCGCAUUCCAUCCACCACUAAUUUUUGUUGUCAAUUAUUCUUUUUGUUGUGUAGACAUGUAAAUUUGAGAAUUUAAGAGUUGUAUUUCUCAUUUUUCUUUUCCAAUAAGACUUGAAACAGUUGAAGGACUUAAAGUAUAUAUGGUUUUUUCCAAGA